Zingiber officinale is the source of this 2016-nucleotide messenger RNA. RefSeq lists its product as uncharacterized. The transcript is spliced from 9 exons. The coding region runs from base 1 to 2016 and encodes 671 amino acids. NCBI's taxonomy places the organism in Eukaryota, Viridiplantae, Streptophyta, Magnoliopsida, Zingiberales, Zingiberaceae. The record is from RefSeq and is a predicted model, not a curated record.
AUGCGACCACAGAAGAGGAACACCCACAGGCGUACAGGCACCCUCCGCGAGGAAACUCCACAGACCCCUUCCUCCUUCCUCCUUCGUCACAACGUGACCGCAGAAGAGGAACACCCACAGGCGCACAGGAUGGAUAGAAGGUCUUUAGCCAAACUUUGUUAUUUGCUAAUGACUGAUGGAAAAUUGAAAGGAAAUAGAAAUAUGUCAAUUAGUGAACUUGUAAUAUCUUUUCUUCAUAUUAUUGCACAUAAUGUGAAGAAUAGGAUCCUAAAACGCCAAACAGCUAGAUCCGGUGAGACAGUUAGUAGGCAAUUUCAUUUAGUUUUGAACUCCGUUCUACGAUUACAUAAUAUUUUGCUUAAAAAGCUAGAACCAAUCCCAGAAAAUUGCACGAAUGAGAGGUGGAAAUGGUUUAAGGGUUGUUUCGGAGCAUUAGAUGGGACUUAUAUUAAUGUCAAUGCCCCAAUAGAUGAUAAACCUAGGUAUCGAACCAGAAAUGGUGAAAUUGCAACUAAUGUCUUGGGAGUAUGCACACCGAACAUGCAAUUUAGCUAUAUCCUACCGGGUUGGGAAGGAUCUGCGGCAGAUGGUAGAGUCUUAAGGGAUGCUAUUAGUAGGAGGAAUGGCUUGAAGAUUCCUCAAGGUUGUUAUUAUUUGUGUGAUGCUGGAUACACAAAUGGGGAAGGAUUUUUGGCGCCAUAUAGAGGUCAAAGGUACCACUUGACUGAAUGGAGGCAAGGUUACCAACCAGCGACAUCCAAAGAAUACUUUAAUAUGAAACACUCUCAAGCGAGAAAUUGCAUUGAGAGAUGUUUUGGCAUUUUAAAAGCUAGAUGGGCUAUAUUGAGAGAUAAGUCAUUUUAUUCUGUUAAGACUCAGUGUAGGAUUAUUUCUGCUUGUUGUAUUCUCCGUAAUUUCAUAAGGUAUGAAAUGGCAAUUGAUCCGAUAGAGACUGAGCUUGAGUCAAAUGAAAUUGAUGAUGCUGUUGAUCUUUCAAUGGAAGGAAAGAUGCCAAAAGUAGUUGAACAAGUAGAAAGUUCAAUGGCACCGAAAUUCAAAAGAAAAACUCAAAACACCAAACACUUGUGGACAAAACAAGAGGAUGCUGUAUUAGUUGACUGCCUUGUUGAGUUAAGCAAAGAUUCAGCUUGGAAGAGCGAGAAUGGUUUUCGAACUGGAUACUUGCUACAUUUAGAGAAACUCAUGGCUGCUAAAUUGCCAUCAAGCAGUUUGAAGGCUACUCCUCAUAUUGAGUCAAGGUAUAAGCUACUGAAGAGACAGUUUCAAGCUAUCACCGAGAUGUUGAAUCAUAGCAGUGGAUUUGGAUGGAACGAUGUUGAGAAGUGUAUCAUUACAACAAAAGAUGUAUUUGAUGAGUGGGUUAAGAGUCAUCCAGCUGCUAUUGGUUUAAGGAACAAAGAGUUCCCCCACCUUGAUGACUUGAUGUUUGUGUGGGGGAAAGAUCGUGCCACAGGAGCUAAUGCAGAAACCCCAUCUGAUGCAGUAGAAGAAAUAAAUUUAUGCGAUGAAGAGACUGACAUGUUUGAGCAUGAAAAAGAUGCACAUACUGAAUGUCAAAAAGAUGAAGAAUCUGAUCAUGUCAACCAAAUAAUAAGGAAAUCUGAGACUCUAGAUUCAUCAAUUUGUCCACCAAACAAGAAGUUAACCACUAGAAAGAGAAAAGGAAAGGCUGAUGAUGCUGUAGAUGACUUGGUGGGAGAGAUUCACAAGUAUGUUAUUGCUGUUACUGAGGCUAAUGAGGAGAUGAAGGGAAUUUCCACCUACUUCAAGAAACAAACUGAGAGUGGUGAUAGAAAAAUGAAGAUAUAUAAUGAGCUAAUAGAACUUUCUGAAUUCUCUAAGUUUUUGUUGUGGAAUGCAUUUGAUACUUCAAGUGAGAAGUUAGCUGAGACAUCUGCUCAUGGUCUACCUCUGAAUGGUAGACCAUGGAUUUUUGCAUCUAAGCCUGCACUGCAUGAUCUUCAUGUAAAACAGACUGUUUCAAAGAUUUCUUGA